UCCUUUUUAGCCAUGCAAUUUUCUUCCCUUAACAAGCACUUCCCUGGGGGCUUGCUCACUUCUGAUUAAAAUACUGGUUGGCUCCACCCCUCUGCUGUAAUGUGAUACAACUUUGCAGAAAGCAGGAAGUCUGGGGAGAGUACCCUACAUCAUUUCAUAAGAUGGAGUCUUCUGAAUUGGCUUUCACGAUUUGGCUAUUGGCCUGUGUUUCUGGACCUGUAGAUGGAUAUCCAAAUGGAAAAGUGACAGAGGCCUGCAGUAGUAUGAUGCCUCUCCAUGGGCAUCAUCCUCAGCUGACACCUAAGCACAUCAUAACAGCAAGUGAGACUGAAUUUAGACCAGGGGACCAUAUAAAAGUGACUUUGUCUGGGCCAGACUUUGAAGGAUUUCUUAUGCAAGCCCGGGAUGCAGAGAACUUGGAUGGCCCUACAGUUGGCUCUUUUCUGCUAGUUGAGCAACGAAUUUCUCAACUUCUGACAUGUAACCAUGUAAAGAACUCAGCUGUCAGUCACACACACAAAUCAAAAAAGAACCAUUUAGAAGCUUACUGGAUUGCUUCCCCAAAUGCACCAAAACACGUACAAUUUCUAGCCACAGUUGUGGAGAAGUAUCACAUUUUUUGGGUAAAGAUUCCUGGUCCUAUAAUUUCCCAACCUAAUGCCCCACCUUUAACCACAAUACCCACUACCCCAAAGACACAGCCAACUUCACAGCCCAUUUCUCAUCUAAUAAAACCAUUUAAUGCCUCGGGCUGUGGAUCUGUGAAGUUCUGUAUAAGGAAUCCUACAAACUGCAAUCCUGAGGCUGCCAACUGUUUCUUUCUGUCCUUCAAACCAGAUGGUCAUUCAGUUAUUAUAGAAAUGAGUGGCCCUAGUGAAGGGUAUCUAGCAUUUGCACUAUCUCAUGACCAGUGGAUGGGUGAUGAUGAUGCAUACUUGUGUGUUAGUGAAGAUCACCAUAUCAACAUCAAUGCUGCCUUCCUGAGAGGACGGUCUUCUCCUGUGUUGGACUCUGAGAAUACCCUUGAAGAUAUAUCAUGGAGGCUGGCUGAUGGUGUUCUUCAGUGUUCCUUCAGAAGAAAAAUCCAUCUCUCUGAUAAUCAAAGGAGGUAUAAUCUGGAUGCUAAUUAUUACAUAUUUUUCGCAGAUGGAGAAGUUGGUGAAGGAGGUCCAAUUUACAAACAUCAGCGUCAGCCUCUCAUUAGCAAUGGAAUGUGCAAUGUCACAGGCCCUCCAAAGGACUUGGGGGGAUCUCGUUCUCCACAGCUUAUUAAAAUCCAUGGUGCACUAAUGUUCGUAGCAUGGAUGACUACAGUUAGCAUUGGUGUUAUUGUAGCACGAUUUUUCAAACCAGUCUGGCCUCAUUCCUUGUUGUUUGGAAAGGAGAUUUGGUUCCAGGUGCAUCGUACGCUAAUGUUGACCACGGUGGCUCUUACAAGCAUUGCUUUCAUUCUGCCUUUUAUAUACCGAGGAGGCUGGAGUUAUAAAGCAGGUUUUCAUCCGUAUCUUGGUUGUACUGUGAUGGCUUUGGCAAUCUUCCAAUCGCUUGUGGCUGGUUUCAGACCCUCUCCUCAUGGACCAAGGAGGCAGCUAUUUAAUUGGGUUCACUGGAGCACUGGCACAACUGCUAGAAUAUUAGCUGUUGUGACUAUGUUCCUGGGAAUGGAUCUACCAGCACUCAAACUUCCAUACCCAUGGGACACUUAUACAAUGAUUGGAUUUGUGGCAUGGCAUGUUGGGAUCGAUGUUCUUCUGGAGAUACAUGGCUACUGUCUCAUUCACAAAGUUGAGCUAAUAGAUGAUGAUAGGAUACAUAUUCUGCAGUCACUUACAUCUGUGGAAGCAGAGGGUCGUACAUUUAAGCAGAUUGUAUUAACUAUCUACAUUUGUGGAAACAUAGCAUUUCUCAUCACCUUUCUGGCAGCAAUCAACCAACUAUGAAACCUGUACAGAUGUCAGUCAUGGACUUUAAAUGUGAAGCCUCCAAGGAAAUAAUGUGGUGUUUGAAGCACUACUCACAGAAUUACUACCUAUGCAACCACUGCCUCAGUACCUCCUUGAAGCUAUAACUGAAGAAUAAAUGUUCAUGUAUAGAUCUUGUUUAAUGUGCACUGUAAUUAUCGCUCCCAAAGAGAACGCAAGUUCAGAUUCAAAGGACUGAUCCUACAGUCCUGCUGUAGAUACUUGCUUCACUUCUUCAUGGGAGUCUGGCUGAGUAAAGGCUACAAGAUUUUUUUUUUCACAGUUGUUUAACUUUAUUUAAAAUUUAUAGGAUGAGUAAGUGAGAUUAGAACUACAUAUUGGAAGGGGGAAAAUUUAUGUUUUGAUCUUUAGUCAGUUGUUAUAACCCUUUGUGUGCAUAUUGAAAAAGUGAAUAGUGGUCCUAAAUUUGCUGUUAAUUGCUGAAUUUACCAGGUUGCUUAUUAAUGUACUUUAUGAUGGUGCUCAUUCAAAUAUGUUGUGUUCUGGUACUGUUCACAGUGCAUAGAACAAGUGACACAAACACAAGUUUACCAACUUAUGGCAAUGCAAUCCUUUUAAUUUGCAGUUAAAUGCAAAAACUACUACUUGCUCUAGGAGCACUUUCAGAUAUAAAAUGUAUAUAGAACUGAGAGUUAGGGUCCUGUAAUGGGUCUGGUGUUGGUAUGAGUCUUGGCACCUCCAACACACCUUGGAACAUAAAGGGAAUAUGUGGUGAUUUUUUUUUUUUUUUGUAACGUGUGUUUUAUGUAGUAGCUAGAUGCUUCCUGUCUGAACUUGAGAAAAGUGUGUGGUGUGAGGAGGUGGGAUUUUAUGUAAAAAGUAACCUUUGGUGCCUAUGUACAAAACUGUCUCUGGGCACCAAUGGCUUUACGUGUCAUAUCUGAAUGAGUGGAUUGAUUUUCAAAUAGGCUUAUCUAAAUAGGGGAGCCAGGGUGUGGGUAGUUCUGGCAACCCUAUGGUCAAAGCUAUUUCUUACUGGAUAUGCUACAAGACAAUACUUCUACCUCU
This is a messenger RNA of Gavialis gangeticus (Gharial), 2990 nucleotides long. Its product is annotated as putative ferric-chelate reductase 1. The record is from RefSeq and is a predicted model, not a curated record. Bases 162 to 1940 code for a protein of 592 amino acids. The transcript is spliced from 16 exons. NCBI's taxonomy places the organism in Eukaryota, Metazoa, Chordata, Crocodylia, Gavialidae. Gene Ontology annotation, molecular function: oxidoreductase activity, acting on metal ions.